GUGACGUCAGAGAUAGUGGUAUCGUUAGCAAGAAAGCUAACAAGUCACAGCUAGAGACAGCUCAUCUGCUCAUAAUGAAUGCAUUAGUUAUAAUAGGACUUAAUACAAAUAGCCCUGAGAGGAGAAAACAGAAGUUUCGUAACGGCAGACAAACUUCAGUUCUGCAGCCUCAGUCAUCACUUCAACAACGACCCACCAGCCAUCGCACUCCUGUGAAUUCCUCAGGGGAACUGGAGCUACAGUGCAAAAUAAGUGUAAAUGGUGUGCAGGACCUGAACAUGACGGAAAUCAAGUCGGAUGCAGUCGUAAAAGCAUUUGAGUAUUUGUCAUAAGUCAGAUGAACAAGAGCAGCAAUUCUUAACACAUACUGACUUGAAACCAUUCCAGUGUAUGAUCUGCAACAGAUCGUUUCGGUUGGAAGUUAAUUUAAUACAUCAUCAUAAAAUUCAUAGGAACCAAAAAGAAUUGGGAAGUCCAAAUAAUGUGCAAAUGUUUGAUUCUGAAGAAAUAAAAGAUUUACCUGAACCCAGUCAUGCAGAUCCCAUUGACUUGAACAUCAUUGUUAAACCAGAAACAUGGAGUGAAAAUUGCAGUAAUCACAAUGACUCUUUUCCUCAGGAUUCUGAGUUAAUUACAUCAGCAGAACAGCAGAGGGAAAACUGCUAUGCCACCAGCAAGCAGCAGAGAAUUAACACUUUACAUCAAUGCUCUUCAUGUUUAAAAUGUUUUCCAUCUGUAUCAAAACUUCAAAGGCACAUGAUGACUCAUACUGGACAAAGGCCCUUUGGCUGUGAGAUGUGUGGAAAGAGAUUUCGUCAGAAAACACACUUGCAUUGUCGCACUCACCUGUGGUCCAGAUAUCACAAACAACGAUCACUGUAUAUCAGUUGGCCGCCUUCUUGCAUAGGUGGGUUUAACACAAGGACUGCAGCAGACGUCCCAGUCCGGGAAAUUACACACACUGGCAGUGAUGUAAUCUCUGUGAAACAGAUCUCUUCUAUGGUAAUUAUUCAGAAUGACAACAGAAAAUCAGAUAAAUUGUUGCCACAUACUUCAAAGAAAUAUGAGGUUAUGCACUUGGGAAAGGUUUCUAAAGUGACUGUGAAAAGGACACAGACUGCUAAAUCAAUGCAAAAUCCAGGCAACAUACAACACAAGUGCUUCUGGUGUUUAAAGUGUUUUCCCAGUGCCUCUAAACUACAAAGGCAUGAGAUGGUACACACAGGCCUGAAACCAUUUCAGUGUCUUAUAUGUGGGAAAGCAUUCAGGCAAGCUUCACAUCUGAAAACCCAUGAAAGAACUCACUGUGAGAGGAAACCUUCCAAGCCAGUCAAUAAACGGGAACAUGAGAAAACCGAAAGCGAAUGGUCAACAGCAGCUUUACCCAAGGAUCAGUGUCUGUAUCCCACCACAAAAAAAAUCUGUGAACACAGACACUACACUUGAUAAUGGAGUGACUGUGCUGCUCUGCACCAGGCCUGAAAUAUCCAUACCAAAAGUGAACAGUCUCUUUAAGACAAACUCUACAAGUAGCGUAACUUGUAAAAAAAGGAAACUUCACACAUGCCAAAUAUGCUUUAAGAACUUUUCUUCCCCAUAUAAGCUCUCAAGGCACUUGGUCACUCACUCUGGGAGAAGGCCAUACAAUUGCACGUUGUGCAGCAAAACCUUCACACAGCAUGGCCAUCUAAAAGUUCAUGAGCACAGAUGCAGACAGGGUGACAGGGUCUCACAUUAUAUUCAAGGUAAAAUGAUAAAUAUCAACUAUCUCCAGGAUAAAUGCAUUGAAAACCUUACUCAUUGUACAGAUUUUGAUGUGGAUUCAACAAGAGAGCAGUCAGAGUCACAUUAUACCAGUGCUGGUCAUUACUCAUUUACUGAUCGAGAUUUAUUUUAUUGCUCAGAGACAAAAGACACUGAAUGGCUGGCAGUGCCAGAAGUAGGCCUACAAGAGAAGAAUGAAUCAGAGAGAAGGCAGAGAGAAAAUUGUAAUCAGGCUAUGGGUAAUUGUGAUCAGGCUACAGGCCAUUAUAGUUAUUAAUUUCCCUCUGAACUUGCCUUUGAAAUAAAUAAGCUUGUCCAAAAUCAAAACAUGACAGCUCCACCUUUGUCACAUCAGUAUGAGGGCAAUGCACAUAAUGUAGAAGUACCAUGUCAGCUUAAAGGAGCUACGGCUAUUUCAGGUAGCAACAAGCUGGUCAGUGAUGAACUUGUGAGUUCUGUGGUUGAGAAUCAAAUGCAGCCAGAUAAUUACUGGUGUGAACCAAUAACUCUGUUUGAAUGUGACAAGUGCACUGCAAGUUUUAAGAGCAAAAACAAUCUUAAACAACAUAUUUGUUCAAUUAAUGUUCAGCCUAAAAUGACAGAGUCAGCCCAGAAGUAUUGUUGUGACAUUUGUUUUAAAUAUUUUGUGUCGCCCUCUAAACUUAAAAGGCAUUAUCUCAUCCACACAGGUCAGAGGCCGUUUAGGUGUGACAUUUGCGGCAAAACCUUCACACAGUCAGGCCAUGUCAGAACACACCGACUGACUCAUUGAUGAUCAAAAUGUUACAGUGUAAUGUUUUUUUGUGUGUGUGAAAUGAUCAUUGAUAUGAUGUUUGUGUAUAUUGUAUGUAUGUAAAGUAUGUAAUAGAUGUAUGAUAAUGUAGACUUAUAUAAUAUGUUUAUAUUUUCAGCAUUUCAUAAAUUCAACAUGUUUCAUAUGGUA
Messenger RNA from Siniperca chuatsi (mandarin fish), 2707 nucleotides. RefSeq names its product zinc finger protein 770. Gene Ontology annotation, biological process: regulation of transcription by RNA polymerase II. Bases 391 to 1446 code for a protein of 351 amino acids. The transcript is spliced from 2 exons. The record is from RefSeq and is a predicted model, not a curated record. Lineage: Eukaryota; Metazoa; Chordata; Actinopteri; Centrarchiformes; Sinipercidae. Gene Ontology annotation, cellular component: nucleus. Gene Ontology annotation, molecular function: DNA-binding transcription factor activity, RNA polymerase II-specific; RNA polymerase II cis-regulatory region sequence-specific DNA binding.